Molecule: messenger RNA, 2283 nt
Organism: Aspergillus melleus
Lineage: Eukaryota; Fungi; Ascomycota; Eurotiomycetes; Eurotiales; Aspergillaceae
Exons: 3
Coding region: 1-2283 (760 amino acids)
Biological process (GO): regulation of DNA-templated transcription; DNA-templated transcription
Cellular component (GO): nucleus
Molecular function (GO): transcription cis-regulatory region binding; zinc ion binding; DNA-binding transcription factor activity, RNA polymerase II-specific
Source: RefSeq, a predicted model, not a curated record
AUGUCGACCACGCCCGUCACCACAACUCCGAGUGACGCCGGUCCUGUCCAGCAAGCCGCUCCCACACAGCAACUGAAUAGGUCUUGUGAAUCAUGUCGGAGUCUGAAAGUUCGCUGUCUGCCUGACCACACCUUCCCUAACCAAUGUCAGCGAUGCGUUAAAGCCAAGAGGGCUUGUGUCUUCGUGGCUCCGCAGCGACGGCGACCGCGCAAGCGAACUGACUCGCGGGUGGCUCAGCUGGAAAGAGAAAUGCGCCAGAUGCGCUCCCUCCUCAAGGACCGCAUCAUAAUCGACGAAAGUAGCACGGAAAGCACUGGGAGUGAAAGAGAGGACUCGUUUGAACCAGACUUCGGGACUGACCCGAAAGAGACCUUACCGACCAUCCUAGACGCGCCAAGCAGCACCUCAGAAUCUCUUCGACGUAUGGAAGCUUCGCCCGGCUUUGGCUCGUCCACAUCGUAUCCACAUACUCUUGAAGAUGGCUCAAUCCCUCCUGCCUCUUUCAAUCCAGCCCAGGCCAGACAUUCUCCGGAAUUGGCCGUCGGGGAAGAUGUUGUCGAUCGGGGCGUGAUCAGCCUGGACUAUGCCAACGAAUUGGUGGCAUUUUAUAUGACAGAUCUAACUGGGUUUUCUCCAAUGGUCACUUUGCCGGGCGAUACGACAGCCGCCCAACUGCGUCGCUCGAAACCCGUGCUUUUUCUGUCGGUGAUUGCGGCAGCCGCUCUUGCCGUGGACGAGGGCCUAGCAGCCAUCCUCAACCGCGAGUUGGUUCGACUUUAUGCGGAGCGCUUUUUCAUGAACGGCGACAAGUCCUUGGAACUGGUUCAAGCUUUGCUGCUCAUGAUCAUCUUUUAUUAUCCACCUGAUUCGCCUUCAAAACUGCAGCAUUAUCAGUAUACCCAUAUCGCCGCCACGAUGGCCUUGGAGAUCGGGUUAGCCUCUAAGCGGAGGGUACUCAAUGGCACGGACCGCAAAUCAAGCAGGCAGGGUGUGUACGACCAACACAUGGCUGAGCAAGCCAGAGCGAUACUGGGGUGUUACCACUUAGCAUCAACAGUCGCAAUGAAAACACGCCGGCCCAAUCUGCUUCUUUAUAAUGACUGGAUGGAGGAAUGUGUAAAACACCUCGAGAAUUCACCGAAUAUGCUCGAUAAGCAUAUGGCGACGUGGUUUGAGCUGCAAAGAAUCGUUGACGAGGCGAUGGCUUCUUUCGGCCUGGAUGAUACCAGUUCCACUACUCCUUUGACGGAGUCGCGGAUUCAAGCCAUACUGAGGUGGUUUGAUAGCCGGAUGCAGUCCUGGAUGAAGAAUGUCCCCUCAGAGUUGCUCACUGUGCCGAUGACCUUCGAAUACCACUAUACCAACCUUGCCAUAUAUGAACUAGCCGUCGGAGAAGGGUAUCGAGACCCCGAUGCGAUCAAGCGACAAUAUUACACACUUCCCAGACCGGAAGACGGAGGCAACGAACGGUACCAAACCCCACUGAGCGCCGUGCGAGUAGAUGUCACAAUCAAAUGGAUGAAUGCGGCCCAGGAAACUCUCGAUACCUUCCUCAAAUGUGACACAGAAGUUAUGCGAUCGAUCCCCAGCCUUGUCUAUACCCGGGUCGGCACGGCCAUGAUGUCUCUUCUCAAAAUCUUUUUUUCGGUCAGGUCAGGGGGGUUGGGGGAGUUUAUCACGCCCCAAGCAAUCAAACUGGAGAUGUACUUGGACGCCAUGACCAAUAGCCUGACCGAAGCCAGUGGCGGGGGAAAGUACAGGAUUCCCAGUCGAUGGUUGUAUGUCAUUGCGAUCAAAGCCCGAAAUUGGUACGAUCGGUUCCAACAACGGCAAAUGCAGAAAGAGACGGGGCUUGUUCCCUCGAUCAACACCAGUCCAUCGACAUCACAAGCUCCGGCAUCCUUUGCAAACCCUCCAGGGUACGACCCUGCCUCUGCCCUCCCACAGCAGCCGGUUGGAACGUAUGGAGUGAGCGUGGAUAUGUCGCAAGUGUCGGCGUAUCAACCGAUGGGUGGAAGCUAUGGAACGCCUCCAGGAAUGACCCCGACGUGGUCAUCGGAUCAGGGGACAAAUCACCUCAAUUUCUCCGGUGUGAAUCAGUUCUCAACGUAUCCUCCAGCCAUGGUGCCGUCACAGUAUGUAUAUGAGGCGCCCCAGCAGAGGGUUAUCCCGGGCGGCGCACUACAUAGUGGCACGCCGAUACCUCCAAAUCACAGCAUGGAAGUCGAAGGUUGGGUCCCGGAUAGGAGCAUUGUGGGCAUGCCUAGCCUGCCGGAAUUCUGA